ACCACCAUCGACCGCAAUACCUCCGUCCGGUCCGUCAUAACUUUGCCCGCCUAUCGACCCAAGGCCGGCGACUCGGAGCAGGUCAUCGCCCGCGAAGGAGAACGAGACGGCAUUGACGUCGUCCUGGAACUCCCCACGGCCGAGGACGAGGAACAGCUGCGCGACAGCGAGAUGCAGACACUCUACGAGAUACGCCUGGCUCGCCGCCGCGAGAUUACCGAGCGCGAGCAAAUCCGACGGGAACGCCGCGAGGCCCGGUCCCGCAACGACACUGCUGCGCUCGAAGAAAUCAGCCGCAGAUCGCGCGCUGCUAGCAACAACUCCUUGAUGGAAGAGCUCCGUCGUGACCACGAGCGCAUCAGGAACGAGCGCCAGAGGACUACAUCCAGCGUCUCGUACGCCGAUCUGGGCAUCGCGAGGCAUGACGGGUCCCGUAUCCGCGCCAGCAGCACCGAGAGCGAGAGGGUCGGCCUCCUGUCCGACGCCGCUAGCGUCGCUGCUGUCUCCGUCCGAUCCGGCGCCGUCUCCCCCUUGCCCAGUCCCCGAGCUCCGAGCGCCACCUCAUUCCGAAGCGCCGAAACAGACUUCCCGAACCCCGUCUACUCGAGAUCGCGAGCCGGUUCGCGCACCGAUCUACCUCGCCUCUCCGUCUCGCCCCUCCCGAGCUCGGAUGCUGCGGAGACUGACCUGGGCGACUCUCAUAUGCCACUGCACUCCCCUCCCGGCUACGAGGAUGUGCCCCUCGACGAGGACCGUAACGGUUCUAGAUCCGUCACCCCUCACAUGGAGCCGCCUCCCGGUUAUUCAGGCCCUGCGCAACAACGAGCGUCGCAAGCGGCGGGGGGCGAAAUGGCAGGCUUGGCAAACGCGACCACCGAUCCACUUUCGUCCACGCGCGAGCAGCCAGCUCGUGCGUCGUCGACGGGGCUUAGCGGUGUGCCUCGACUCCCUGCUCUUCAGCUGACGGAUCUACCACGGAUCGUCGUUGAGCCCUCGAGUGCCCGACCUGCUGACGAC
Molecule: messenger RNA, 1017 nt
Organism: Sodiomyces alkalinus F11
Lineage: Eukaryota; Fungi; Ascomycota; Sordariomycetes; Glomerellales; Plectosphaerellaceae
Exons: 1
Source: RefSeq, a predicted model, not a curated record